AUGAGUCGCCGAGAUGAUGAACAUACCCCUUUACUGGUCUCCGAUCCAUCUGUAAAUAGAGCCUAUCGUUCGCGGACUCCAUCUCCGAAAAGAGAAUAUUGCUCUUCUUGUCCCUUGCUCUCUCGAAGCUCUACUGAAAACGAAAACGGUGCAUCUUCUACAGUAGGUAAUACCACAACAUCAGACAGCAAACAUAAUUUAGCAUCUCAAAGUUCCUCUUCUCAUCAGAGUUAUAAGGCUACGGAUAACAAUGAACCUGUAUCGUUUAAUGACCCAGAAGACCAAAGCCGAGCGUUUAGUGAUGAAGGCUGUAGUAGAAUAGAUUGUUGCAUGGAUACCACUCCUAGACUUAGAAGGCGGUUGAUUUCACCUUUAUUAGUAUUGCCGUUAAAUUUUAUUAAUGCGUUCGCAUGGGCCAUGAUUGAAAUUCCUCUUUUGUUUCUUCUUCGGCAAGGUCUCUGUGCCAAACAUUAUGGCCUUGAUCCCUCUGGACUAACGCCAGGUGAUCCAAUGUGCCGUCUUCCUGAAAUUACUGCAGGUGUUUCAAAAUAUCGUGCUGCGUUUGGCUCUGUGGCUGCGUUCCUUGGACUAUUAUCCACUGCCUAUUAUGGUACACUAGGCGAUAUUUAUGGCAGAAGACUCGUCUUGAUGAUAGCUGUAUUUUUUUUACUGAUUGGUGAUUUGUUUCUUCUCUAUCAAUCAUAUACAUCAAGUCAAUUUUCUUUCAUUUUACUAUCUGCGUGCUUGAAAGGUAUAGGAGGGUAUGUCUCUACAAUACUUGCUGGACAAAAUUCAUUUGUGGCUGACUGCACUCAAAAUGAGCAUCGAGCUUGGUACUUGGCUUUAAAUUUUGCUACUUACCAUGUUGGCACCGCGCUUGGGCCAACUAUUAGUGGAUACAUUUUGCAAUGUUCUUCCCAGAUGUAUUAUGUAUUUGUUAUAACAUCAAUGUUAUGGACAUUUUAUAUCCUUUACGUUUGGCUUAUAUUACCGGAAAGUUUAAACCGAAGUGAAGACCGUGUUCAAGGCUCUCAUCUGUCUUUGUCCUCAAUUUUAAACACUUGCUUGGGGCCGUUGAAAGUACUAUGGCCUCAAGUUGUAUGUACGGAAGAAAGCUGUUCCAUUCGCCAGUAUGAUGUGAACUGCGAUACUCAUGCUGGAAGAAGGCACUGGGAUGUUAUGCUAGCUGCCGUACUGAUUUUCCUAGCAUUAAUAGGAGCCGGAGCUAUGGCUUUGCUACCAAUCUAUGCAGACUUUCACUUUGGUUGGGGUCCAAUGAAGGCAAGUUUCAUCUUGUUUACAGAUUCGUUUGCCAGUGCUUUUACACUAGUUGCUAUCUUUCCGUUGGUUUCCAAAAUAAUAGAAAGAGUUUUAGAGACACUUCACUCGUCAAAGGGUUUAUUUAAUUAUUUAAGCAGUCGUACAGAUAAUCCUUCUACGUUAGAAGGAAUACGAAAUGUGUUCUCUUACCUGACUCUUCCUGGGUAUACAAAUGAGAAUGUACUUCGAGCCAACACUUUGAACGAAAUAUACACGGUCGUUAAGCGUGAUGUUUGGAACACUAGAUUUAGCUUUAUUGUUGCGAUCUGUUCCUCUGUACUACUUGCUAAGGCCAAAACAGAUGCUUCAUUGUUUGUGGCUGUAAUUGUUCAAGCCGUUUCUAAUAUGCUAAUUCCGUGCGUCCAGUCUAUUGCUCUGAAUGGAGUUUUAUCUGAAUACAACGGGCGAAUAUUAGCCGCGUUUGCCGUCUUUGAAGCUGCCGCUUUAAUUAUAAGAGGCCCUAUGUACGCAUAUAUAUAUGCUGCUUCGGUUGAUACCUCAUUCCCUAAUCUAAUUUUUUAUGUGAGCGCCCUUUUAUAUGUUAUUUGCUUGGUGGUAACUUAUUUUAUGAGACUGUAUAAACCGUUGAAUCGGAAGUAA
Molecule: messenger RNA, 1920 nt
Organism: Schizosaccharomyces osmophilus
Lineage: Eukaryota; Fungi; Ascomycota; Schizosaccharomycetes; Schizosaccharomycetales; Schizosaccharomycetaceae
Product: transmembrane transporter
Exons: 1
Coding region: 1-1920 (639 amino acids)
Biological process (GO): transmembrane transport
Cellular component (GO): membrane
Molecular function (GO): transmembrane transporter activity
Source: RefSeq, a predicted model, not a curated record